Messenger RNA from Haliotis rubra (blacklip abalone), 3953 nucleotides. Its product is annotated as UPF0692 protein C19orf54 homolog. The record is from RefSeq and is a predicted model, not a curated record. Lineage: Eukaryota; Metazoa; Mollusca; Gastropoda; Lepetellida; Haliotidae. The transcript has 7 exons. Bases 148 to 1056 code for a protein of 302 amino acids.
GGGCGCACGCCUCUGUAGGUCACGGAAGCUGCGGCAGACGAUUUCCGUGUUGUUUACGAAUCGUCGUUCUGCACGUGGGAUUGUGACUAGCAAGUAUUUCAUGCAGGGAUGUGAUGUAACUCACUCGUGAAUGCCUUACCCCUUACUAUGAAAGGAUGUGAGACUCCACCAGCACCCCCUCCCCCCCCACCACCCCCUCCUCCCCUGAGGGUGGAGCCUGAGGUGGAGGAGCCAGGAGCCAUCAUAUGCUCCGACCAUGUCUGCCAGUCGCCUGAACACCUUGGAAGGGAGGCCUACCACAACUUCGUCAAUCAUCCCAAUACAAUUGCCAAGUAUCUGGAAGGGCAGUGUUACCUGUCCUUUUACCGUCCAGUGCAGCCAAUGAUACAGAAAGGGCCGCUAUGUGGGAUGGUGGCACUAGCAAUGGCUGCCCCCCUUCUCUCCAAACAGGAUGUUUCAGCUGAAAGUAUCUUUGAGAAAAGCAAGAGCAAAAAAUAUUCUCGCCAAGGAGAACUAUUUUCGGCGGACUGGGUGAUCCAUCUUGCCCAAGACAUGCUGAAGUGUGAUGCUGAGCAGCUGGAGAUGAAGGAGGGGCGUGGCGCUGUAGUGUGGAAGAUGCUCCGGGGAUCGAUGCUGCUGGUGCCUUAUGAUGCUGACAAGAAUCACUACCCCUGUCUGAAGAAAGGACACAAGGCUCAUUGGGCACUCAUUACAGGAUUCUUCGUGGUACUUGACAAGGCCCUUGAGAAGACUCUAAAGGACUACCUGCCCCCAGACCCGGAGGUGCCCAGAUUGUACCACUGUAAAGAUCCCAGACAGCUGGUAGUGGUGCAGCAUCAGAUCGUCAAGUCCUGUAAGAUUGUGCAUGUGUAUGGACACCAGGGCAAGAGCAAGUACCCGCGCGUCUGGCCUCUAGAUGAUCUCCUUGCCAGUAACGCCAAUCUGCGCGAGAUCGACCCAGAGAGGGUCAAGGACAUACAGGACUACAUUGUCCCUGGAGGUGGCAUAAGGGCUGGACUAUGCGGCAGGAUCGUGACAGUCACUGCCAAGAAAUAACAUCACUGCAGCUUUGUUUGCCCAAACAAUAUUGUGUUCAAUGGUUAUUCCUCAAAUUAGAUCUGUUAUCAUUACUUUAUCUCAAGUUAUUCUGAGAUAUUUAAAAUGAAUGACAGUUUGUAGUGAUGCAGAAUAAGAGGUUCCAUAGGUCAAUGAGAUCAGUGUGCUACAUGAGGUUUGAUUCUUUAGUAUUUUCAUACUUGUAAUGUUUUGACAUUUGGGUUAUGAAACGGAUCCAUCAACUUUCAUUCAUAGUUUCUGAAACUGUUUUCUGUUUCAUUGAUAUGAUUUUCAGGUAAGGCAUUUAAACCAGAUGUGUUUAUACCAGUUGGGUUUGGGGGAUGAAGUAGCCUGCCGGGUUGUCCGGAAUACCCUAUGUACACAUGGUGCAGUAUCCCAGUAGAGAUGCUGUACACUCCCAUUGCUGCCAUAUAUUAUGGGAUACUCUAAUGACUUGGUUAGACAGGUAACCAGGAAACUUUGCAAUUACAUGUGCUGAAAAAGAUGUAUUUACUCAGCGGAUACACGAGAUGGGCUUGCCAGUGAAGCUAAGAUUCCAAACAUCACCGGCAUACAUGAUGAUGAUACAGGUCGGUUGAUACUGAUGAUCAUGUGGUUGGCCUUUCCACAAGGAAUGAAGUUGGGUACUCCAAGCUUUAAGUCGAGAGUUACGUCCAUGGCCCAAGAGGACCAAUACUACCUGGGACCGGUGAAUAUUGCUGAGUGCAGCAUCAAACAACAAAUCAACCAACCAAUACCACCUGGUAUAAAAUGUCAUUGUGACUUGACCUGUAAUAGGAUGUUUUUAGAUCUUUGUGUAACAGUAGUGUUAGGAUCUGAUUUCAAUGACAUGGACUGCAAAAUAUUUAUUGUGUUCAACAAAUUUUACACUAUAUAUAACAUGUAAAGAUACACGGCAUUACAUAUUACAAUAGACUAUGGUUUAGGAUGUAUAGUGAUGUAUAGUGCACACUGCAUAUAUUACAGUAUUUAUGCAAGUCACUAGUGAUACUGUGUGUGAUGAGUACGUAAUCACACAAGAAUCCAUGUUGCACAGUUUCCAUAUAUUUGAGGUUACUAUUUUCCUAACUAUUUUUGCAGUAUGGAUAUUGUGGGUAUAAAAUACCAUCUUGCCAACCUUGCUUUAUUGGCAGUGUUGGUAUGGAAAUAUAUGCAAGAAAAUGGAUAUUACAAGGUGUUCCUUUGUACUGUGUUCUGUGAGUGUGAGAGCUUGACUCAUCAUAUUUUAUGACUGCUUCUUUUGAUUGGCAAAACUUUACAUGUGAUGCAUCAGAUGUUUAGUGAUGAGUUAGUGCAGUCAUGCAGGGUGUUGUAGCAAAGUAGGGAUUAUAUGGGGCUAUUGAUGUAGUUGUGUUGUGUUGGGUGCAGGGUGUUAUAACAUUGCUGGUUGUUCAUGCACAGCAGGGGUGUUAUAGUAAGAUGUUGCCAUGCAGGGGUGUUAUAGCAACAUGUUAUAGCCAUGCGCAGUUGUUAUAGCAAGAUAUAUUGAUAAAGGGGUGUUAUAGCAUAAUGUUGUAGCCAUGCAGGGAUGUUAUUGCAAGACAGUAAUAAAGGGUGUUACAGCGUAAUGUUGUAGCCAUGCAGGGAUGUUAUCACAAGACGUACAGUGAGGCAGGGGUGUUAUAUAGAUGCAGGGGUAUUAUAGAGAUGCAGGGGUAUUAUAAUGUUAAAGAUGGUAACAGUGUAGCUGAUUAUAACCAAUUUGAUGUUCAGACUAUCCAAUAUCAAUGAUCAGUGUUUGGAUGUCUGCAAUUACUCCUGUAAUUGUGGUUAUUCUAGUAAUACUUGUAACUGUCCCUUUUUUGUACAAUUGGACAUUGCCCAUACCAUUCCUUAAGAUGGAUUGUAAAAUAUGUCUGAGUUUAAAUAAUCUUAUGAAGAGGUAAGUGUAGCCUUGUGUAUAAAGAAUGCAGAAAAUAUUUUAAGUCUAAAUCAUGAACCUAUGGAUAAUGUGAGAAUUUGAUGUUUGCCUGUGACCAGGCAGUCUACAUGAGUCUUUCAUUGUUUUGCUGCAGUACAAAGUGUUUGUCUUGCAGAGUGAGCUGUGAAAAACAGUUAAGAUGAGUGUGAAUCUCUAUUAAGACAAGUGUGAGAUACAAUUUAGACAGUAGAUCGGUGGGACACUGUACAGAUAUGUACAAGGUAAAGUAGGUUCCAUUCCUUCCCAUAGUACAUUCGAAAUCUUCUGAACAUUUCCGAAUAGGUGAUUUACUAACAUAUUAACUCCUGCUUUGACGUAAGAAACAGAUAUAAAUCCUUGAAAACUAAUAUUUGAGGGACCAUGUUCAGAUAUAACAUUUUAGUUGCUGAAAGCUUUCUACUGAAUAUGUUGCAAUCAUAGCUUUAGAAUGUUCUUGGUGUUUGGGUCAGUUGGGUUAUUUUUAAAAUAGAGUAAUCUUGUCUCUUAAGAAUGUCUAAUAUGUGAACUUCAGGGAGAAAAGAAAAGACUACUAAAUAGAAUUGAAAUGAAAUCAUGAUACAGAGAUGAAUAAAGUUACUUACUAAAGGUUGUAUUGCAUAACAACCAAGUGACUUCAGAGUUACCUCCCUUGGAUCUUGUUCAACUUGUCAGAGAUAAUUCUCAUCUUGUUACUAUGGUCAUAUUGCUGUUUCAUGAAAUGCAAAAUUACGCAAUUCCAAUUAUUGCUUAUCCUCAUGUUGUCUAAAUUAUUUCAAUCAGUUUGAUGUGUGUGCUGUUGCUACAUUAUUGAUGCAUAUGUUGUCUACUUUAACAUGGCAGUGAGAUGCAGUGUUUGCCAGACUGGGCUACAGUAGACAAAACCUUUGCUGCAUACAUUCUGUGCUGUUGUUGUUUUUAUUGUUUUUCAGGCCUUUUCCACCUGAGAUGAUGCAUGAAAUAAAGGUUCCAACAUGUG